AUGGUAAGCGCGGUUAAAGUGUACAGACCACCAAAUUCCGCCGCCGUAUCAAGGGUUCUAGACUGCCUUCUUGAGAAAGAUGUCCAGUUUCAACUCAACCCCAUCAAUUUGGUCAGAGGAGAACAAAAGAAACCUGAUUACCUCAAACUUCAGCACGCCGCACGAGGUGCGGUGCUGGGUGGCGACUGUGCAGCGAUAGCGUCAUGUAGCGGAGGUGCUGCGCUGGGCAGCGUUGUGCUGCAACGUCUCUAUCUGUGCACAAAAAUAUCAAAAGUCACAAAAAACUACAGCGGAUCGGUGCGAAAAACUACAAUGCCACCGCCGUUUGGAAAUGCAACGGAAUUUACCUUCGGCGUCGAGAAACGCAGCAGCGACUCGCGACGUCGCUGCUGCGAGAUCUGCGAACGGCGAACGGCGCGACGCGAACUGCAGCAGCAGAUCUGGAAGCAACGGGCGGUUGAUCUGCUAACGGCGAACGGCGUCGCGAUGCUGCGAACGGCGAACGGUUGA
Messenger RNA from Fraxinus pennsylvanica, 510 nucleotides. Lineage: Eukaryota; Viridiplantae; Streptophyta; Magnoliopsida; Lamiales; Oleaceae. The record is from the annotation of a GenBank genome assembly.